AUGGCCGGCGGCGAUGGCGUUGCUGGAGAGUACGAUGGGACUCUGAGCUUCUCCCUGGACGGAAGGGUGCGAUCCUCCUCCUUUGUGCUCCACUAUGGGGAGACGGGCUACUCGCCGAUCACUCUCCAGUUCGAUCCCUUUGCCCUGACAAAGCUGCAGAAGGACGUCUCGCGCUUCGUGGGUGGAUACCUGGCCAAAGAGUGGGAGGCCUUUUGCACGCAAGGGGACAUGAACCCAGAGUCGGGUCAGCUUGGAGAUAUACACGGAUCAACUCCUUGUGCUUCCACGCAGGGCUUUGAGGUCAAUGGGCCAGAUAGGAAGAAGCGCUACGAGAAGACAUCGGCACGAGCCCUUGUUGCAGAUGUCCACCAGCAGGAGCUUUCGCCGACGUCGCUGCAUGAACGGGUACAUCUUUGCGAGUCCUGGCAGGAAAACCUGAAUGACUGCGGUGUUUUCGUGCUGGAGAACAUGUUGCGGUCGCUGUCAAUGAAGAAGGACUUCUUGAAGCAGAUGUCCUCAGCAACGCCGCAAGUGAGCCCUCUACUGUUCUUUAUCCAAUUAUUCCAACGGUUGCUCGUGCAGAUGGGCCCCGCAUGUGCAGGCUUCUACUCGCGUGAGACCCUAAACACAGCAAGUUAA
This is a messenger RNA of Symbiodinium sp. CCMP2456, 639 nucleotides long. Lineage: Eukaryota; Dinophyceae; Suessiales; Symbiodiniaceae. The record is from the annotation of a GenBank genome assembly.